AUGCCUGGGACUAGCAAGUUUUCAGUGAGAAAAGAAGGAAAGAGAAUAUAUGAAGUAGGAAGUCUUAACUGGAAGCACUGGAAGUUUAUUUUGUAUUGUCAUUUUUGUUUUGUUUUCUCUGCCAGUGACACUAUAUGGGAUAUUGCUAAAGCUGAAGUUGAGCGGAGAGAAAAUCAGGAAGGUGACAGAGAUGGACUGGAAUGUUGGGAAAGAUCCAUAUUCUUUAUUGGAAAUAAAAAUGGGGGAAAGACUGCUAUUAUAUUGAGGUGUCUUGACAGGGAUGAAAUUCCAAAACCAACAUUAGCUUUGGAAUAUACUUUUGGAAGAAGAGCCAAAGGACAUAACACACCCAAAGACAUUGCUCAUUUUUGGGAACUAGGUGGUGGAACUUCAUUGUUGGACUUGAUUCACAUCCCAAUAACUACUACUAACAUCAGGUCAUUAGCUGUAGUUCUUGUUUUGGAUCUUUCAACACCAAAUGCACUAUGGCCAGCAAUGGAGAGUCUUUUACAAGUCACCAGGAAGCAUGUAGAGAAGAUUAUAACAACGCUUGGACAGAUCAAUCCUAAAGCAGCUAAUGAAAUUAAACAGAAAAUAUGGAACAAUUUACCGAAGGAUCACCCAGAUCGUGAACUGAUUGACCCCUUUCCAAUCCCACUGGUUAUAAUUGGAAGCAAAUAUGACCUAUUUUAUGAGUUUGACUCUGAGGUGAAAAAAAUAAUACAUAAGACUCUUCGAUUUGUUUCUCAUUAUUAUGGAGCCUCUUUAGUGUUCACUGGCAAAUCAGAAGCUCUGUUGCUGAAAACACGUAUGCUUAUUAACCAUUUAGCAUUUGGCUUUGAUAGAAGCAAAUUCAUGUCAGUGGAUCAGAAUAAACCACUCUUUAUCCCAGCAGGACUGGACUCUUUUAGUCAAAUAGGGCCCCCUCCUGCCUCUGAGAGUGAUAUUGGGAAGUUGCAUGCACAGACACCUAUGAAUCUAUGGAGAAAAGUGUUUGAAAAUAAAUUUCCACCUAAGAACAUUGGUGUUUUCAAAGAAGUCAGGGACCCAGCUCAGGAUCCACAAUAUGCUGAAUAUGAAGUUGAUGCAAUGCGAGCUCAGAAAAACCAGGAACUUGAACAGUACAAAAGGAAUGCUGCAAAGACAUGGAAAGAAAUGGAGUUUGAUUCUUGACUAUGAGAAAUACUUGGCUUUCAACCAGAUUUCAACUUUAAUGUUGUAUUUUGUACCUUUACAUUGGAUUUGAGAACAUUUGAUAAAAUAUGUAAGAAACAUAUAGCAAGUAGUUCAUCAUAAUUGUGGUUAUCAGUUCAUGAUAGAUACCAGUGGGUUAUGCCUGAAUAUCUCAUUUCACUCAUUCUUACUAAGAAGAAACUCAGAUGUACCUGAUAAGAAACAGCAGUAUAUGUAUGUUGUAUUAGUUAAUACUGGAUAAGCUGGGAGCGUGUGAGGAAUCAGAAUGGAGGAACAAUUUGAUCAUAUUUUCUACAUAGCUGAUACUUGUGUAAUAAAAGUAGCAAAACUGGGCCACCCACAAAGCAGGGAUCACUAAACAUAUGACUUUGUCAAUUAAUCAAAAGAGGUAAAGGUCCCUCAAAACAGUUUUAUGAGGUCUAAGAAUGUUCCAGAAGGAAAAUAAUGUCAAGACAGUUGAGCAUUGAUUUUAAAAGGUAGGUAGGAACCUCUUUCCAGCCUAAAGAGUGUGUAGAGUUGAUAGAAUCCUGCAGGGAAAGAUGAUAUUGUGUGGGUCUUCCAACCCCCCCACCCCCCCAUUCUUCACAGACUUCUAAAUUGGUAUGAAUGUGUUAAAUGUGAGUGCAAAGUGCAAUGUUGAAAUUAACAUUGAAUGUGGUAACUUUAAGAUUUUUAAUUUAUUCCAUAGCAUUUAUAGUUUCUUAUUUUUGUCGUAAUACUUAAUAUUUGUUCCUAAGACAACCUAAAAAGAAUAACUGAAAAUGCAAGCCAGGUUGUGAUAUCACAGAAAGAGAAAAAUAACCAUCAAGUUGCCUCUUCUUGGAUCAUCUAUUUAAUUUCUCUAAGGUGAAUUAAAAGAACUGGGUUUUUUUCCUUAGUUUGUUUUUGAAGUGUUAAUGGAAGACUAAAUGGAAAGUCUUUAGUCAUUCAACAACAGAAAAAGGCUUUGAUUUCACAGUUCAAGCUGCACUUUCAGCUUCAAAAAAAGUAUAAAAAUAGCACUUUUACAAACCAUUUAGUGGCACUUUUAUUACCUAAGAAUAAUUAUAUCUCUUAUUUUAAAACUUAUAAUUGCUAAAACUACGAGUGCUGGGAUAAAGGCAUAUAAUAGUAAAAAGUCAAUUGUGAACCGGGAUACUGCUCCAGGAUAGCUUCUUUCAACGAACUGAAUCCCGUGAGAGAAUGGACAAGAUGCUCCAAUUCCAGUAGAAACAUUAAAAAGACCUGGCAAAAGAGUAUGUUUACAUUAUGAUGCUGUGUUGUUAGUUCUGACUUGUUUUAAGAAUAUGCUGUACAAUGUUAGACCUACAUGACGAGUUAACAGCUUGGAAACUUUGAGAGGGGCACAGAUUCCCAAGGAUAAGUCAGCAGCCAAAGAAAACUUCAUUUUGGAUUAGUAAACUCAUAUUCUCCUACUUGGUC
This is a messenger RNA of Heteronotia binoei (common prickly gecko), 2616 nucleotides long. RefSeq names its product dynein cytoplasmic 2 light intermediate chain 1 (gene DYNC2LI1). Gene Ontology annotation, molecular function: dynein heavy chain binding. Gene Ontology annotation, biological process: intraciliary retrograde transport; intraciliary transport involved in cilium assembly. The transcript is spliced from 13 exons. The coding region runs from base 1 to 1173 and encodes 390 amino acids. The record is from RefSeq and is a predicted model, not a curated record. Gene Ontology annotation, cellular component: axoneme; ciliary basal body; cytoplasmic dynein complex. NCBI's taxonomy places the organism in Eukaryota, Metazoa, Chordata, Lepidosauria, Squamata, Gekkonidae.